CCACGUGGUCAGAAGGUCUGAAAUUAAUCCAGUGGUCUAGAGACCACCAGUAGUAUCGUGGUUUUGCGCCAAACCCGAAAUGAAGUCAAUGACUGCUCUGGGCUGUGGGACGACGAUACAAUUAUCUGCAGCUGCAUCAAGAAGCGUAAAGCUGGUUUCGUCGAUAGCCCGAUUUAGCUCCGACUCUUCCCCAUCUCUGAAGGGUAAUUAUCUGCGUUGCCGAUCAGUUGCUUCUGCUUCUGUUCGCGCCAUGGGUUCCUCUGCUUCUUCUCCCAAACCAGAAAACGUUCGAGAUUCGCAGAAAGCCGCUCCAUCGAGUGAUGAAGAAUGGAAGAAGAAGCUCACGCCGGAACAGUUCUACGUAACUCGACAGAAGGGAACUGAGAGGGCUUUCACCGGGGAGUACUACAGCACAAAAACUCCUGGAACAUACCACUGCAUAUGCUGCGACACACCGCUCUUCGAAUCAUCGACCAAGUUCGACAGUGGAACUGGGUGGCCGUCUUACUACCAGCCAAUUGGGAACAAUGUGAAGUCGAAGGUUGACUUGUCGAUCAUCUUCAUGCCCAGGACGGAAGUCCUGUGUGCCGUCUGUGAUGCUCAUCUCGGGCAUGUGUUUGAUGAUGGUCCGCCUCCUACUGGCAAACGCUACUGCAUAAACAGCGCUGCACUGAAGCUAAAGCCUAUGGAGAAAUGAAGCUUCUGCUAGAGACGUUUGAGAUCGAGCAUCUUGAUGAUAAUGUCAUUUUGAUUGAUGAGUAUGUGUAAAUGCUGCUGUAAGAGGGUUUUAUAACUGGAAAAGUAUAGUCUCUUAGCUAAUAUUCAUAAACUGAUGACACAGAAGAAGCAUUUAGCUUUCUAUAUGCAACAGUUGUUUGACACUCAGAUCUUGAAUGGAACAUCUUCCUAUCCUCUGGCCUUUCAGAUUACUAAAAUUUUCAUUUCAAGCCUUUCUGAAGCUAGAGAACAUCUGUGUAGUCUUUACCUGUUCUUCAAGAAACUUGGGCAGUUCGAAGAAGAUUGCUAACUGACACCCGAUCAGGCAUACUGGGGAUGGCUCCCUUGACUUGAACACAAAGGGAAGCUGCUGCAGCUGUAUGAGAAGCAAAAUUUUCCGACAAUCAGGGGUUUAAGGAAUGAAACAUGCAAGCGAACGAAACAUCUUUCAUCUGGUAAAUUUUGUAGGGUGGUUCCUUGACAAUGGAAUCAAUGGUUUAACACAAUUACAACAGGAGGAUGGUUUAUAGAUAGAAGGGCAAGAAUCAUCACAGGGAUUAGAGUCAAAACAUACCAGCAAAUUUCAGGCAUUCUUCUUUCGACUUCCCUUCUACAAGUGCAACUGCAAAGGAAGCAGUAAAAGUAUCUCCAGCUCCUGUAGUGUCCAGAAUUCUUGCUGCUGGUAUGAUAGGCUGCUUCAUUGACUUUUCUCCUUCUACAAAUAAGGCAGACCCUUUGGAACCAAGCUUCAUUAGCACCUGUUUGACUCCCUGUUAACACUCGCCACAUCAAACAAUGUCUCCCAAAGACCUAUAUCUUGUCGAUAAUGCAUCAAUCCGACAACUAAUUAGGGACAAACAUAAAAGUCUCUUCAAACGAAAGUUGAAAGGAUGGACACCAAUCUAGACAGGACUUGAUGGUAUGCACAAGUAUACCAAGCAGGAAGGUUACCAGUAGUCUCCAAGAGCAUUGCCAAGUAAUGCACAAAUCACACCAAGCUUACAAAGUGAGAUGCACAGAUAUACACAAUAGAGGAUUCGGGUAUGCACAGGAAAAUGAUGAUCAGAUGACAAAUAUCAAUGAACUGUCCAAAAAUGUAAGCAUUGAAUCUUCCUCUGAGCAAUAGUUCAGCUCUUAUAGACAAUGCACUUAACUUCAAUGGGCAAAUGCUGCACAUGGUACAAGUAGUACUAACCAUUUUGUGACACUUCUUGACAGCCUCUUCAAUUUGCUCGAAGCUUUCAGUCGGCAUCCCAGUGAUUCGAGCAAGUUCAGUUUCAUUCGAGCUAAAGAUGUCCACGGAUUUGAGCAAUUCAGCUGGUAUAGGCGUAUCCAUUCCACCGGCGUCCAAAAUUACGGAAACACCAGCAUCUUUUGCUGCCUAAAGAACCGAUACAGGAAAAUCUCAAUUGGAGUGUUGAAAGCAAGGCCAUCUGAGUAAAUUUCCUUAUGUAGCAACUAGCAAGAUAGGAACCAUCACAAAACCAGAGUAGAAAUGAGAUAAUUUACCAAAAAGUUUUUGCGCAUGCAGUUAUCAGAGGUUGAUAAUAUGGAAAAGUUUCAAAUCAGGAUUACAGCGUCAUAGACCGCCAACAAAAUCUUAAAGCUAAA
Linum trigynum is the source of this 2328-nucleotide messenger RNA. Lineage: Eukaryota; Viridiplantae; Streptophyta; Magnoliopsida; Malpighiales; Linaceae. The record is from the annotation of a GenBank genome assembly.